This is a messenger RNA of Lactuca sativa (garden lettuce), 1686 nucleotides long. RefSeq lists its product as uncharacterized. Lineage: Eukaryota; Viridiplantae; Streptophyta; Magnoliopsida; Asterales; Asteraceae. The record is from RefSeq and is a predicted model, not a curated record. Gene Ontology annotation, molecular function: protein dimerization activity; DNA binding.
AUGAUGGAUAUCGCAUGGGAACAUGUUAUUCAAGUCGUUGAUGAGAAGGGGAAAAAGGCAUGGAUAUGUAACUUUUGUCAAAAAGUUAUAGGCGGUGGUGGAAUAAACAGGGUUAAGAAACAUCUUGAUGGUAUUAAAGGUGAGGUAGUAGCAUGCCCAAAAGAUAGUCCAAAAGUACGAUAUGGAGGAAGUAGAAUUGUCAACUGUGAAAAAGGGAAAAGGAAAUCUACUUCAAACUUGCAUCCAUUUUUUACGAAAGGUAUAAAUGAUCUUUCCCAACCCACUAUCAAAUCUGCAAUGCAAAGUAAGGAAAAAAUACAUGAUGUGGAUUUAGUUAUUGUUAUGUGGUUUUAUGAUGCAUAUGCAAAAAAGUCAGUUUCAUUGAUAAUUGAUUCGUUAAGAAGUCAAUGGGUUGAUAUUGGUUCUAGAAUUAUGAGUGAUGGUUGGAGGGAUGUUUCACAACGACAUUUGAUUAAUUUCUUGGUUUAUUUUCUGAAAGGGAUAUUAUUUCUUAAAUCUGUUGAUGCAUCUGAUAUAGAAAGCAAUGCUACAAAUUUGUGUAAUAUGUUUGCUGAGAUUGUUGAUAUGGUAGGAGAAAAAAAUAUGGUACAAAUGGUAACUGAUAAUGCCGCUAAUUACAAGCUUUCUGGUACUAACUUAUGUGAAAGAUAUCCUUAUAUUACUUGGUCUCCAUAUGCAGCACAUUGUAUUAAUAUUCCCUUGAAUUGGUUAAGAAAAAGGCCCGUUUGGAAAGAAAUUAUCAGUCCAGGUGCUACUCGGUUUGGUACCGUGUUCAUUGCAUUGCAAAGUUUGUAUGACCAUAAAGAAGAUUUACAAGCAAUUGUCAUAUCUAAUGAGUUUAAGAAGAUGUUGAAAGUGAGAAAUGCAGUUGAAUGUAAACAAAUUUUCUUGAAUGAAAUCUUUUGGAAGAAUUGUUUGAUUACAGUGAAAGUAAUGACUCCUUUGUUAGAGCUUUUGCGGUUGUGUGAUUCGGAUGAAAAACCUGCAAUUGGUUAUGUUUACGAGGGAAUGCGUCAGGCAAGAAGAGGGAUUAAGGAAUUGUUUAAGAAGAAGAAGGAAUUAUAUAGGCCUUACACUAACAUAAAUGAUAGUCGUUGGGAUAGGAUGUUAAGAAAAAGUAUUUAUUGUGCGGCUUAUUGGUUGAAUCCCGUUUUUCAAUAUGAUCAUGCAAAUCUUUGUAAGAAGAAUGAGGUGUUUCAAGGCGUUCUUGAAAUGGUUGAGAAGAAUUUUAAAUGUGAUGAUGUUUUAAAUAUUACAUUGAAUUUAGGCAGGUUUCAUGAUGCUGAAGGUACCUUUGGUAGAUCUAGUGUCAUUGUUUCUCGUAAUCUUACUCGUCCAGAUGAGUGGUGGAAGUUAUUUGGCGGAGAUAUUCCGGUUUUGAAAAAGUUUGCUAUUAGAAUAUUAAGUCAAACAACAUCUUCUUCCGGUUGUAAACGUAAUUGGAGUGUAUUUGAAAGGAUUCACAUGAAAUGGAGGAAUAGAUUGGAACAUCAAAGGCUAAAUGAUCUUGUAUUUGUUCAUUACAACUUGCAUUUACAAAAUAGAUUGAAGGUUGAUAUGAGGUCUUACGAUCCUGUUGACUAUGUAAAUAUUGAUAAGACAAUAUUUUGGGAGGUUGAAGAAGAGCGGUGUACAUGUCCCUUAAUCAUGUUUAGCAUCAACUAA